Molecule: messenger RNA, 1395 nt
Organism: Cyphellophora europaea CBS 101466
Lineage: Eukaryota; Fungi; Ascomycota; Eurotiomycetes; Chaetothyriales; Cyphellophoraceae
Exons: 2
Coding region: 1-1395 (464 amino acids)
Cellular component (GO): cell septum; cell periphery
Molecular function (GO): chitin synthase activity
Source: RefSeq, a predicted model, not a curated record
AUGAUCUCGCUUGUGGCAGUUUGCGGCCGGGCCGCGUACGAUCGAAUCUGGCCCAAACGGCAAUCGGCUCCUCAAUGGAUCUUGAACCUGAUUCCCGCAUACUCGGAGACGGAAGAGGAGAUUUUUUCAUGCCUCGAGUCUAUGGUCAACAAUAAGACGGAGCCGCAUAAACAAGUUUUCUGCAUUAUCCUUGACGGGCAGCCAAGAGACAUGACGAGGUACUUGACGCGCACCAUUACCACCUUUGACUGCCCGCAUGUCUCUUUCAAGGGCAAACCAAAUACUCUAGAUGUUGUUGCCGGCUUCUACGGCAAGGCUCCAGUUCUCAUCGUACAGAAACGGAAGAACAUGGGCAAAAAGGACUCUCUGAUCCUGUGCUUCGACCUCUUCAACUACGCACGGGCCUCGCUUCCCAAGUGCACACAGUUGAUAAAGGACAGGCUGUACGAUUCUGUUCUCCCUGAGCUUACCCACCAGCCCGAUUUCGAAGGAUUCGACAUGAUCUUCUGCACAGACGCGGACAGCGCCCUCAACGAAGGGGCUAUCAAAAAGCUCGCCGAUGCUAUUUCACACGCUCCCAACGCGAUUGCCUCAUGUGGUAUCGUGCUGGUCAAGAACCGCCAAUACACCUUUUGGAAAAUAUUUCAGCAUUAUCAGUACGCAUUUGGACAGAUCGUGCGGCGGCGUGCCGAAAGUUUCUGGGGCCGAGUGACCUGCUUACCCGGAUGCGUUACCAUGAUCGCUGUUCGUCCAGAAUGUGGACCAGCGAUUGAACACUACGCCAGGCCGGUCGAAUGCAUUCCAGUACUGCGACAUCAGGUACAGUAUCUCGGCACCGAUCGCCGACUGACCUACUGCCUGCUUAAACAAGGGACCCACCUGAAAACGAUCUUUGUCCAGGACGCGGUUAGCGAGACAGCUCCGCCAGAGUCUCUGAAACACUACCUGAGUCAACGCCGUCGAUGGGGCUCUAACGCCUACUUCAACAACUACUUUUACCUGUUCGGACCAAAUAUGGCGCUUUGGACGCGAUACGUGGCACUGGUCGAGCUCCUGCGGAUGACUCUGGUCUACUACCGGGUGGCAAACACCGGUAUGCUAAUAUACAACAUCGUGCUAGAAGUCAAGGCAGGAACCUUUAGCGCGCUGGCACUUGCUGCGCUACUGGUCGUCAGUCAGUUUCCGACGGUGAUGUUUGCUGGAAGCGUGACGAUUUCCAAACAUCUACGGCCGCAUCUUCUGCAGUUCUUCCUUGGCUUCUUCGCCAACAAGUGCGCGGCCUUUCCUCUCUCGCUGGCGGUCUUCACCAAUGUGGCAAUGAAUUUGGGCAGCCAUUCCUGGGGCAUGACAGGUCUGACACCAAAAGUAGCACGCCCAGCAGACAGUCCCGUCUAG